AUAAAUUAAAUACAUAUAUUAAUAGAUUAGUGCAAUGAAAUUCGUACAGUUGAGUGUUGCUUUACUGCUGCUAUCUAUGGCAUGGGCUGAAGAGGCCGAAGAGCGUCAGGAGGAACUGCAUUUCGGCUUUCAGACAGAGAAUGGCUAUCAUCGGUCGGAGGAUAUUACCUACAAAGUCAAAGUGAAUCCGGAUCAGCAGUUAACUGAACAGCCGGAGAGCGAGCCGACUCCCAAAUCUGUGGAGUAUCGCGGUGGCUACAGCUUUAUAUCGGCCGAUGGCUAUGAGUAUCAGGUGUUGUAUAAAGCGAACAAAAAUGGAUUUCAGCCCUAUGUGACAGCGCACAAGGUGAAAUCGGCGAAGGAUAAAGCUUAAAGAUCUAAUAUGUGUAUAUACAAAAGUGUGAUCUACAA
Drosophila arizonae is the source of this 411-nucleotide messenger RNA. It is a transcript of the gene Cpr65Ay, whose product is annotated as Cuticular protein 65Ay. The record is from RefSeq and is a predicted model, not a curated record. Lineage: Eukaryota; Metazoa; Arthropoda; Insecta; Diptera; Drosophilidae.